Messenger RNA from Hibiscus syriacus, 1612 nucleotides. RefSeq names its product DDT domain-containing protein DDR4-like. NCBI's taxonomy places the organism in Eukaryota, Viridiplantae, Streptophyta, Magnoliopsida, Malvales, Malvaceae. Gene Ontology annotation, cellular component: RSF complex. The transcript is spliced from 11 exons. The coding region runs from base 46 to 1533 and encodes 495 amino acids. Gene Ontology annotation, biological process: regulation of DNA-templated transcription. The record is from RefSeq and is a predicted model, not a curated record.
UCUUCUGUGAAUCCUUUUAUCUUUGUUCUCUCUCUCUCUAUAGAUAUGGUCGUUGGUGGAGGAAAACCCACUCCCGAAGCAGAGGUGCCGGUGGAAGGCAAGGGGUCCCGAAAUGACUCGGUCUUGAUUUUGGACGAUUCGUCUAUCGAGUCGGAGGUCGCCAAGCUACGUGGUAGAUGGGAACUCGCCUCGGUUCUCAACUUCCUUAUUGUUUUUGAGCCUGUGAUAGGGAGUGAUUUGAAGCUAUCGGCGGAAGAGAUCGAGUUAGGGCUGAUUAAACCUAAUGCUUCAAUUGCUGCACUUCAUAUCAGACUUUUGCAGGGGACGCCCCCUUUGAGUAAAUUGUUGAAGGACUCUGAUGGAUGGAUGACUGCACUUUGCAAAAAACUUACAAUGUGGUGGCCAUGGGUUGCUGAGGGAGAGAUUCUGCUCACUGCUCGCAAUGGAGAGGAGAUAUCUAAAUACAAAGAACUUGAUCCAACAAGCCGCUUGCUUCUCUUAAAAGCACUUUGCGAAAUUCGAGCAGAUCAAAACGAUGCAGUGUCAUACAUUAAUGAUGCUAUGAAAAGUAAUAAAGAAACUUCUUGCUUCCGAAAAGAGAAGAUAGGGGCAAACGGGAAUGUUUCAUAUUGGUAUGAUGGAAAUACAGUCUUUGGGUAUAGAUUAUACAGGGAAGUUAAAAAGAUGGAGCCUCAAUCAAAAGCUAAGGGGAAAGCACGUUUAACCUUGCCAACUGUCUGUUCUCACUGGGAAACCCUUGCAGUGGAUUUCAAGGAAUUUCGUGAAGUUGUGGAUACUCUAAUGGCUAGCAAGAUUGCAGCGGAAGUUGCUAUUGGCAAGACUAUCAAUGAUGAUGUCAUUCCUGUUGUGGAGAAAUUUCAAAAGAAGAAAGAAAGGGCACUGAACCGGAAGAAAAGGCAAGAGAUGCUCCUGAGUAGCUUUAGAAGUUCCUCUUGUGCUGGUAUUACCCGCACAUGUCGCAAUCGUAGGCCUGUCAGUUACACUUUUGAUGAAUAUGAUCGCGCUAUCGACGAGGCUAUAGAAAUAACAAAGAGAAGGAAGACAAUUGAGGUGGAAAGCCAGGGGCAGAAGCUUCCAAGACAAACUUUUGGCUCCAAUGGAGGUUCAGAUGUGGAGGGCUCUGUCUCAAAAGACAGAUCAGAUGGGAAAGCAAACUCCAUGGGUAGUGACACUGAAGAUAACAAGCUACAAAAAGCUGGUGAUAAUGGUAAUGAGAAAGAGGAUGAUGAUGAUGAUUAUAGUAGCAGAACAGAUGGCGAUGACAACAAUAGUAGCAACUUGGGAAGUUCUGCGGAUGAAAAUGAAAAUUUGAACAAUGAGAACCAUAAGAAACACAUGUCGAUGGGAUCACGGCGGAGUAAGAGAUUGGCUGGAGUUGAUAGCCAUCCUGCUGUAAGAAGUGGAAAUUUUGGCACAAAAAAUAGGUCGAGGCAAAGGCCAGUUGUCAACUCCGCCCUUGAAACUAUUGUGCCUGAUUCAGAGGAUGAUAUCUCGUCAGAUCAUACAAUGUAAGCAAUGGGAUAUCUGGUUCUGAAAGCUUGCCUAGAGAUGCUGUUCUAGGGUUAUAAACUGAUAGCAAAAGUUUGAGAAU